AUGGAUCUAGUUCGAGUUGACCCAGAAACCCGAAAUGACUCGGAUCCCCCAAAUCCCGCUCACGCAGUAGUUCUAGACUCGUGCUCGCGCCCCACAACACCCUCGCUCAAGCUCGCAACGCCUGCGGUUCCUCGCCCACCCCGCGCCCGCUCUCUCAUCCCCUUCGCCUGCACGCUCUCGCACCUGCACUAUUGUGCGCUAGGCUGCCUUGCAGAUUAUCAUUUUGGGAAAGUAAUUAUCGAGUCAACUAACAGCUUAUCAAAUAAAUUUCUGAAGAUUUACGUCGUUUCUUCUGGUCUUUUUUGGGGAAUAUUACACAUUUCUGAUACAGGAAUGAUUGUUAUUGGAGAUAGAAAAUGGAGAGAAGUUACGAAUGCUUUUAACUUCCCAUCUUCUGCAACAAAUGCAUCAUUUAUCCUUCGAAAAUACUACAUUUCCUUAUUGCGUCACUAUGAACAAAUUUACUUCUUUAGAGCAAAAGGAUGGACUAUUCCUUCAGCCGUUUCUCUAAGUACAACACGAGUUUCCGUCCUUCGAACUGAGAAGACAAGUGAAUCUGCAUUUGCAUUACCUGAAAUCCAAUCUGCCACACGCAAAAGAAAGAAAGGCAAUGAAGAUGUUGCACUGACAGCCCCAUUAGGUCAAGCAUUGUCCGCAAACCGAAAAGUUGUUGGAGUUAUCGACGGAAAAUUUGAGAAUGGCUACUUUGUCACCGUCACAGUCGGCACAAACAAGCUUAAAGGUGUUCUUUUCCAUGCUUUACAGCAGAAUGCAGUCCAAGUACAACCGGUAUAUCCUUCAAUCAACAACAGCAGCACUAGGGUCAUUCGCCGGCGACGAAGAAGGAAGGUCAGCACAAGGGAUCCCACACAUCCAAAGCCAAAUAGAAGUGGUUACAAUUUCUUCUUUGCGGAGCAGCAUGCAAAGUUGAAGCUGCUCCAUCCAGGAAAAGAUAGAGAGAUCAGCAGAAGGAUUGGUGAGCUAUGGAACAACUUGACAGAGACAGAGAGAGCUGUUUAUCAAGAGAUUGGUUUGAAGGACAAGGAAAGAUAUCAAAGUGAGAUGGUUGUGUACAAAGAGAAGCAGAGAACAGGCCCAGUUUUGACUGAUGUGAUGCCAAUUCAGCAGCUUCCAGCUGAACCAAGCAUUGAAAUGCAAAAUAUGAAUUUGAAGGGAACACAUGAGGUUGAUAAGCUUUUUGAGGAUAGUGAUGAGAGUCUGGGAGAGAAAUCAAAUGAGGAACAGAGACAUUCACCAGAAGCAGGUGCAGCUGCAGCUGCUGCAGAACCUGAUAUGGCUGCCGAUCCUUCGUCAUUUGAGCUGCGAAUGAGAGAUCUAACUGAAACUGAGAAUGAUACAGAGAAGCUGAGCAAGAAUGGUAUUCCUUCUUCCGGCGACGACAGGGAGUCUGAAAGAUCUGCAGAGACAUAA
This is a messenger RNA of Dendrobium catenatum, 1431 nucleotides long. Its product is annotated as high mobility group B protein 15. Bases 1 to 1431 code for a protein of 476 amino acids. The transcript is spliced from 6 exons. Gene Ontology annotation, molecular function: DNA binding. The record is from RefSeq and is a predicted model, not a curated record. NCBI's taxonomy places the organism in Eukaryota, Viridiplantae, Streptophyta, Magnoliopsida, Asparagales, Orchidaceae.